AUGACAGCUGGCGGAAACGGUACCAGUAUUGCUAGCGUCGAAGCUGUAGUUGCUCAAGCUCGGUCAGUCUACCAACGUGCUCGCGGAUCCGGGCCCCGUUACAGCGACGUCACAACUGCCGUCCGUGCUCUGCACUCUAGUCUUGGCGACUUGCACGCCGAGGCUCAAAACCCCCACAGCCUUCUGCACUUGACUGCUCAACAGGAUGACAGCGUCUUCACGCGCCACUUGACGCCUGUCCUCGAAGACUGCGACUCUACUCUCAAGCAGCUGGAGUCCAUAUUCGAAACAUACGGCCCAAGAAGAAACAGCACCGUCGACCGCGCCAUCGAGACGGACACCAUUGCUCCCGUUGCAUUUAUAGGCCAGGAAGAAGCCGUGCUUGCCCUUGCCCGCGCCAAGAUCGACGCUCAGACCGCCGACAUCGUUGGCGUCUUGAACUAUGUGAAACGGCACAGAACUGCCGAACUGCCCCACACGCCAACAGCCUCGCUCCCCCCCAUCUCUCCUGUACUCACAUCCGAUGAGCAGCAGUUGCAGGACAUCAAGGACAAAGCCGACGCAGUAGCUGCUCGCCUGACUUCCAAUCAGUUCUUGGUCGGCUCUCUUGGCCCCGUCUCGGUGGAUGAACUGUGGAACGUCUUUCACUUUGAGCUCAUAUAUGAGGGCUGCUCGGGUGACAGUCUGAGCAAACACACGGAGGCUCUGCGCAAGUACAUACAAGAGGUGCAUUACCCUAUUUUCGUGGGCCGACCGCACUCGCCGCCCCCAGAUAAAGGCGUUGCAUCUUCUCCCCAGCAUUUCCCAGCAUCCCUAACGAGCUCAUCAUCGGCCCCCCCUGCAAUCAUGGACCAAGGCUCAGCCAACUCGGCAUCGUUGCGCCGGUCUUCCUACAAUGCAUCCAGCCCCAAAGAAGUCUUGCAGCCAGAUAUGCUGAACGAAAAGUUCCCACUCUCUGUGAAAGAGAGCAGGCCGGUUGCGCCGCCUCUAAACGAGUACAUUCCAUACCGCCCUCAUCCUUCCACACAAUCGGCAGCUGGGCAAUCGCGCCAUCGUCGAGACUCAAACCAGAAUCCACAAUCGCCACCGUCACCUUCGCAUAUGCAGGUGACCACCUCACAUGCUGCUUCUGCUUCUCAAACCCUCAGUUCAACCCGAAGAAGCCGCUCACCAUCGUUACUCGGCUGCUCGUCGUCAACAUCAUCGCUUCAUGAGUCCACACCAUCCUCUUCAGAUGAUGGUGCAACCUCGCAAGACCUUUGCCUGAUGUCAACAAGAGAUAUUGUUGCGCUUGACACACGAAAUCGAGACCAGCUCUCAACCCGUGUGGCUGCUACGUACCUCUACCCACAGCUAGUGUCGCCAUCUCCAGAGAAUCCACUGGCGACAGACUAUCAUGGGACUGGCAAAGCUGCACGAGACUCACCACAGUCUCCGACCGACCUGCUGUCUACCUCGCCCCGGCAUAUACCCCUGCUUCCCGCACCAGCUCCCCCGGCCUUGGCAUCCCCACCACCCCCCUACACUGACUCACCUGUCGUUCAUCCAUCAGCCGCUUUCGGGAUCAUCAUUCCUGCCAGCAGCAGUCUUCCAAACUCAGCUCAACGCAUGCCUAAAUCUGGACUUGCACCAGACUCUCAGGGAGAAGAAAUAGCGCCGGAUGCCACCUGGACCAAGAUCAGCCGGCGGCUUGUGUCCCCUGAAGUUUUACAGAAAGCCGGUGUGCGUUAUGAAGCACGACCAGACUUUGUAGCCGUUUUGGGCCGGCUUAGUCGCGACGAAAUAUACGAAUAUGCACGACAAAGCGCCGAGGCGCGGAAAGCGCGGGAUACACGCUCUGGCCGCGAUGGACGUUCUGAAAAUGCGCGAGGAUCGUUUUCGGACUCGACCCAUUCGGACGGUGUGGCAAAGCUGAACCGAAUGCAGUCUAUGCCGACUACCGGCAGCCCCCCAAAAGCAGGAGCUGCCGGCGACGAGCCUGAUAUGCUCAACGGCAAGGCCAGAACGUUUCCGUCUGCGAGCCAAAACUCGCACUCGCAGAAGGAGAAUUAUGCCGACGGUGACAAGAAGAGGAGAGAUGAGACGAAGGAUGCUAGCGGGGAGGGCAAGCUCACCUAUCCUUUCAUUGUGUCGCCGCCAGCCAGCCAGGCCAGUGAUGAAUUCAUGUCAGCCGGUGCAGCCAAAACGGGUGAACGGCCAAAGUCUAUACUGAAGAACCGGAACACCAACGAGUUGCGGUACAGGGACGGCAAGACGGUGGAGGUGAAAGUCAGCAGAGAAGCUGCUGGGCGCUCGCGGUCUAGGAAGCGCUUCUCUGGCCGAGACCACGAGCACGAAAGCGACAGUGAUCGUGAGUAUGGACGAGAGAGCGGAAGACAUCGGCACCAGGACGGCAGCCGUCGCCGGUAUCGGGAGGGUGAGCGGGAUCGAAGCAGGCGAAGGGAGGACCACAGUCGCGUUCGCGACCGCGACCGCCACGAUGAUCUACACCGGGCCCGAGGCCGGCAUUACGGUCACGACCGGGACCAGCACAGGCGACGGGCGUCUGAGGACAGCGAGCCUGAGCGCGAGCGGGUCCGGGAGCGAACGCGAGAUCGGGACCGUGAUCGAGACCGAGACCGAGACCGGAACCGGGAUCAUGACCGAAGCCGAGACCCAGACCGAGACCACGGUCGGGAUCGCGAACGGGACCGAGACCGGGACCGAGAUCGGGACCAUCGGUACGAACGCUCGCAGCGCAAUGCCUCGUCUCGGGACUACCGUGAUCACCGAGACGACCACGGGAACCGACGCGAGGACCGGACGAGGCUUCGCGACACGAUCAGUGCUGCAGGUAUUGGCGGUGCCGCCGCCAGUCUCCUGACGGUUCUCAGCGAGGCUGCCCACGGGCUCUAG
Molecule: messenger RNA, 2895 nt
Organism: Grosmannia clavigera kw1407
Lineage: Eukaryota; Fungi; Ascomycota; Sordariomycetes; Ophiostomatales; Ophiostomataceae
Exons: 2
Coding region: 1-2895 (964 amino acids)
Source: RefSeq, a predicted model, not a curated record